This is a messenger RNA of Mauremys mutica (yellowpond turtle), 6158 nucleotides long. Its product is annotated as sodium- and chloride-dependent betaine transporter-like. The transcript has 15 exons. The record is from RefSeq and is a predicted model, not a curated record. Gene Ontology annotation, cellular component: membrane. Gene Ontology annotation, biological process: sodium ion transmembrane transport. Lineage: Eukaryota; Metazoa; Chordata; Testudines; Geoemydidae. Bases 463 to 2259 code for a protein of 598 amino acids.
AUUCUUUAAUUUUACAAUUCACAUCAUUUAAAGACCAGUACACGCAGGCACGAUGCCUCUGACUGGGGGCAUCUAUGGCGCACCCAGGACAAUCCUCAUUUUGUUUCUCUCUCAGUCAGUGCUUGAUGAUUCCGUGCACAGCCGCUCGCACAAGUGCUCGCAUCCAGGUUUUACGGUUAAGAACUCGCUCCGGCUUAAUACUGCAUUUCUCCCUCAACUUUAGAUAGUACAGGCCUACAGAAUAAGCGUCCCCUGCUGUUUCGGCAUUCUGUGGAGCAUCUGGUUUUGUGUCGGGGCAAAAACAGAUUGGGCCCAAACCGCUCGGUCCUUCGGAGCUGUCGGUGUCCAAAACCUCCAAGUCCUCUGAAGAACCAUCGCUCAGCUGCUGAAAAAUUGACAUUUUACCUGCUGCGUUGGGUCACGGAGAGUAAAGCACCUGUGGAGGCUGAUUCCAAUGGCAGCAUGGUGCUGCUCAAAAAGGAGAAGCCGGAAAUGGAGCCAAGAGGCCAGUGGAGUAAUAAAAUGGAGUUUAUGCUCUCCAUGGCUGGGGAGAUCAUCGGCCUGGGCAAUGUCUGGAGAUUCCCUUAUCUCUGUUACAAAAAUGGAGGUGGUGCCUUCUUUAUCCCCUACCUCAUCUUCCUCUUCACCUGUGGGAUCCCAGUGUUCUUCCUGGAGACAGCUCUAGGACAGUACACCAGCCAGGGAGGGGUCACCGCCUGGCGGAAGAUCUGCCCUCUCUUUGAAGGAAUUGGAUACGCCUCACAAGUCAUCGAAUCCUAUCUGAAUAUCUACUACAUCGUCAUCCUGUCCUGGGCUAUCUUCUACCUGUUCAGCUCCUUUACUGCUGUGCUUCCCUGGGCCACCUGUAAUAAUCCUUGGAACUCAGAUCGCUGCGUGGACUUUCUGAAUCACUCUAACAUGGAGAACUGGACAGCGCCUGCUAAUGCCACCUCCCCCGUUACUGAGUUCUGGGAGAAGCGAGUCCUGGGACUCUCAGAUGGUAUUCACAAUCUGGGCACUGUGCGCUGGGAGCUGGCUCUCUGCCUCCUGUUCGCGUGGGUCAUCUGCUACUUCUGCAUCUGGAAAGGAGUCAAGUCCACAGGCAAAGUUGUUUACUUCACUGCCACAUUUCCCUACUUGAUGCUUUUUGUCUUGCUGAUUCGAGGGGUCACCCUGCCUGGUGCUGCUGAGGGGAUCACGUUCUACCUGAAGCCUGACAUUUCCAGGCUUGCAGACCCACAGGUGUGGAUGGAUGCAGGCACUCAGAUCUUCUUCUCUUAUGCUAUCUGCCAGGGAUGCCUGACAGCUUUGGGCAGCUACAACAAGUACAAUAACAACUGUUACAGGGACUGCUUCAUGCUGUGUUUCCUGAAUAGUGCCACCAGCUUUGUGGCCGGCUUUGCUAUCUUCUCUGUGCUGGGCUUCAUGGCACAAGAACAGGGCGUGCUCAUUUCAGAAGUGGCUGAGUCAGGUCCGGGCCUAGCAUUCAUUGCGUAUCCAAAGGCUGUAACGAUGAUGCCUGUGUCUCAGCUCUGGUCCUGCCUAUUCUUCCUUAUGCUGAUCUUCCUGGGACUGGACAGCCAGUUCGUCUGUGUUGAGAGCCUGGUGACGGCCAUUGUUGACAUGUACCCAAAAGUUCUCCAGAGGAAAGGGCACCGGGAGCUGCUGAUCCUGGCCAUUGCAGUCAUAUGCUACCUGCUUGGGCUGAUGCUAGUCACUGAGGGUGGAAUGUACGUCUUCCAGCUGUUUGAUUAUUAUGCUGCCAGUGGUACGUGCCUACUGUUCCUGGCCAUCUUUGAAGUCAUCUGUGUUGGCUGGGUGUAUGGUGCAGACCGUUUCUAUGACAACAUCGAGGACAUGAUUGGUUAUCGGCCAUGGCCACUGGUUAAGAUGUGCUGGCAGGUUGUCACCCCUGGUGUUUGCCUGGCGACCUUCCUAUUUUCACUGAUCAAGUACACCCCCCUCAAAUACAACAACUGGUACGUGUACCCUCCGUGGGGCUACGCUCUGGGCUGGUUGAUGGCUCUCUCUUCCAUGAUCUGCAUUCCACUCUACAUCAUUUUCAUCUUGCUGAAAACCAGGGGAUCACUAAAGAAGAGGCUAAAGCAACUCACUUCCCCAGCGGAGGACUUGCCUCAGCCAAAGAAGCACCGGGCUAGCGUGUCUGAACCAUUGGAGAGCCCCAAAGCAGAAUACAGGAUCUCAUCCCCAUCAACCAAGGAAGUGCUCAUAAUCACAGAGAAGGAAACCCACUUGUAAAGCAUGUGGGAAAGGAUUUCGCCUUUGCAUUCUAGAGUGAUUCCCCCUCUCAUUGCUGAGGUGGCUUCUCUUCACACCUGGGACAAUGCACUCUUCAUUUCUGCCCUGCUCACCUGAGGCAGAGCCAUCCUAGUCAGUGACUCUGGGACAUCCUUCUCCCUCCCCAAGUUUAUCAGGUAGUUAACUAUACAGACUUGGGAUGGCAGUUCUUUUGACACCGCUGGGACAGCUCUCUCCUUCUGCACCUGGGAAAGAGCAGUGUGACUUCACCAGAGGCAUUUAGAGCCCUGACACUGACAAAAGGAACAGUAGAUAUAAAAUAAUGGGGAAAGGAAAUUGCAAAGAGUAGAGAGGUUCAGAAGUAAAGUCAGGAAGGCAAAGACACAAAAUGAGGGGGUGUGAGCAAAAGGAAUAAGUUAACUGGGUUAUAAGUACAUAAAAAGAAGGAGGCUGACAAAGGAAAGUGCACAGGUAGGUCACCUACAUACUAAAGAGGCUGCAGUGUUGAGUAGCUAUUUGGCUUCAGCUGUCACUCAAAGAGUGAGUGACAAGAUACUUAACAUAAUCAUAGUUAAUGAAGAAAGGGAGAGACCACAGGACAGACUCAGGAUGGAACAGGCUGAAGGAUAUCUGGGUAACUUGCGCUAAUUCAAAUCAACAUGGGCCAGUGAAAUUCAUCCUUAAGAGCAUGAAGCUAGCAGAGAGCUGGCGAUUCUUUUGGGGAGAGCCUGGAGUGCAGGGGAGGUCCCACAAUAUUGGUCAAGUGUAAACAUAGCACAUAGGGGCCAAAAGGGGCUCCAGGAAUUACACACGAGAAAACUUAACUGCGUUGCCUGCAGCUGGCUAGAAGAAUCAACAGAGAUGUCGAUAGGCCUGUUUCCCUGCUACCCUGCACUUUGUGGCGUCAUUUACACCAGGGCAAGUGAUACCACAUCAGAAUGGCAGCUUUUUACACCACUUUGCCCUGGUGUAAAUGACUGCACACAGCGCGGUCAGGCUCAAAACCUGAGCGCCUCCAGGCAAUUACAUGAUAAAUAGUAAGGCAACGAAUAGCCAAGAUGAGUUAAUCAGAAAAAAGUAAUGCCAAAGUAUCUUAAUCUCUUUCUUUGACAGGAUAAUGCCCAAAGGAAAUGCAGGGACAGGGCCAUCCUUAGGAUUUAUGAGGUCCUACGCAGUAUUAUUAAACUGGUGCCCCUAUGCCUGACUUGGGGCACAGCCACCACCCCUGCCCGCGGACCCCCAGAACUGCACUCCCCCUCCCCUCCCCUCAUUGCUGACACACACCGAGCUUCAUACGCAGCAGAUGCUGCAGCAGCCCGGGCUCGCAGUCUGGGGGGGAGGGACGAGGCAGCAAAGGAUACCGAGCGGCCCGGCCUGCCUCAUGGCGGUGGAGAGUCACAGUUCCCUGCCCUGUACACUCUCUCUUACACAGAAUGUGCUGCGCCGGCGCAUUCGGCUCUGUGAAUAUGGCCUCUGCCUAAGGAGACUGCAGCGUGCGCUGGGUGUGUGGGAACCGACCCGCUCUUACCUGCUGUCCCGGUGAUGCCUCUAAUUUUUGGGUGCCCUAUGCAGCCACAUAUGCCUCAGGAUGGCCCUGAGGAGACCGGAGGUAUUUCAACUUGAAUAAGACAUUAGAUAGAGUUUCACAUGACAGUCUCCUAUGGAGACUAUAAUAAUAAUAAUUGGAGAUAUACCUAUCUCCUAGGACUGGAAGGGACCUUGAAAGGUCAUUGAGUCCAGCCCCCUGCCUUCACUAGCAGGACCAAGUACUGAUUUUGCCCCAGAUCCCUAGGUGGCCCCUUCAGGGAUUGAGCUUAUAACCCUGGGUUUAGCAAGCCAAUACUCAAACUACUGAGCUAUCCCUCCCCCAUGACUGAAUUCAAAUGGAACAACUAUAAACUGAAAUGCCAAAAACUACAUCGAUGUAUAUCAAGGCUGCACAGUUUUAACUUCAGCUUUUCCUGUGAUUUUAAGGGCCCAUCAGCCAUAUUACCUCAGCUUCGUGGCACGUAUAUUGGUACAUAGACUGUGUGACAUAAUAGCAGCCUAUUGAACUGAAGCACACACUGAACCAGAAAAAGAGGAGGAGCAAAUACUACACACUGUGGGACUGGUUCUCCAUUGCACUGCACUUUGUGGGUUUGUCUACACUACAGCUGGGAGCGAGGCUCACAGCCCAUGGGGAGAGACUUGGUGCUGGUGGGGCUGAAGCUAGUGCACUAAAAAUAGCAGUGUGGACAUUGCUGUGCUGGCAGAGGCUCAGGCUAGCCAGCCCAGCUUGGAUUCUGUUUCAUUCCUGUCCAAGCUGGGCUGGCUAGCCUAAGUCUCUGCCCGUGCAGCAACAUCCACACUGCUAUUUUUAAUGCUCUACCUUGAGUCCCACUAGCGUGAGGUCUGUCUGGGCAGUUGACUCCCAGCAACAAUGUAGACAUAACCUGUGUGGUCACUGACACCUGUGCUGAGUGGGCAUAAAACACUAACACUGAGGCAAGUGAGUGGAAAAUCCAUGCCUCUUGUGUGCAAUGCAGUAGCAUUUAGAUUGCUGUUGGGGCCUUAGCUUUUGCUCCUCUUGUGAACGUCACUGUGCAGCCUUAUUGUUGAAUUAGCACAGUUUUUUGUGUUUAGUUUCCUUUCCUUUAAAAAAGAAAGAAAGAAAGAGAUUGCUGGUGCAAGUAAUAUUUAAAUGGCCCCAAUUAAUUGUCAACAUUCACACUUCAUGGAGGUGAAUGGUUGAAAGAUGUGGAAAUUUGGUUGGAGACACUUUUUGGCAAGUCCGGGUGGAUAGCAGCCCAGCAUCGCAUCUGGUUCACUGCAAAAGUACAGCCAUCGCAAAGAAAACAGGGUUUUUUUUAAAAAGAAACUUUAGAAUGAGCAGAAGGCAGCAAAGUUGUGGAAUGGCCUGAAAAUUAUGAGAUGAAUUGUUUCCUGUGUUCAUUAUUUUCUCCUUCCCUUGUGUUAAUACUGAUGUGGCUUUUACUUGGAGGGUUGCUGUAUGAGUUUCAAUAAGACAAACGUUGCCUCAGACAAUGUUCCUCAUACAGAUUGCCCUAGCAACAGCCUGAGUGCAGCAGCUGUGGCCAGCCUGGAAGUCUGUGCAAAUGUGCAAUGUAAAGGCAGCAGAGCUUUAUAAGACUGCUAAAAUUUGAGCAGAUGCCCACUGAGCAUGCUCAGAAGUGAAUUUUUCCACUGCUUAUAACUGCUCUAUUGUUAUUUCCACUAGCACCUCUCCCCGCUCCCCAGCAAGCGGAGCACAAGUGCUCGCAGGAUUAUGCCUAGGCCAAUUUUGUUUUUUAAUUCCAAGUUUUAGGCUUCAGCAGUUUUUCUCGCAUCCUCGCUCAAAAGAGUGUGGUACAGUAUUAGAGGGGGAGUGUGUAUUUUAAUCUCUCUCCAGUAAUUCAUGUGGCAGAAGGAGAAGGUUGGUUUUGUAGCUCAGGCACUGGAGUGAGACUCAGGCUAUUGGAGUUCACUUCCAGGCUGUGACAGACUCCUUCUGUGUCCAGGGGCAAGUCACUUGAAGUUUCUGUGCUUCAUUUUGUAAAAUACUAGGGAUAAUAAUACUUACAACCUCUCUGAUACGUUGGGAGGAUAAAUUCAUUCAUGUUUGGGAGGUGCUCAGAUCUGAUGGUGAGGGGGCUGUGGAAACACUUGAUAAAUGAUAAUCUUUGCACAGAGGCCAAGGGUCAGAUUCUGAUCUGAGACUUGUUGGCAUAAGUGUGGGGUUGUAUUAACAAAAAUAUCACCUACGAGGAAAUGAUUCUCCUCUACUCACCAGUAGGCGGACCUUGGUGCAUCACUUUUACAUUCAGGCAGCUCCAGUUUAAGAAGUUAGAAGGUGAAAUGAAAAUCGUGAAAAUGAUCUCUCUUGUGUUUAAAUAAAAUUUUGAUUUUUUUAAUUAAAA